This is a messenger RNA of Theobroma umbraticum, 2378 nucleotides long. RefSeq names its product denosine deaminases acting on tRNA. Gene Ontology annotation, biological process: adenosine to inosine editing; RNA processing. Gene Ontology annotation, cellular component: cytoplasm; nucleolus. Gene Ontology annotation, molecular function: adenosine deaminase activity; tRNA-specific adenosine deaminase activity; double-stranded RNA adenosine deaminase activity. The record is from RefSeq and is a predicted model, not a curated record. NCBI's taxonomy places the organism in Eukaryota, Viridiplantae, Streptophyta, Magnoliopsida, Malvales, Malvaceae.
AAAUUAUUUAGGAUUCAAAAGUUAUUUUAUGUCGAAUAUUAAUUACUUAAUUUUUAAAUUAUUUCGGGCUUGAAUUAACUUUAUUCGAGUGAUUUCAGAUUCAAUUCGGGUGAAGUUAAUUUUCGGAUGAUUAAGUUAUAAUGUAGAUUAAUUUUGAUUUUGGACAGGUGGAGUCGGGUUACUGGAUUCGGGCCAGAUUUUCCCACCUAUAUUCCCUCUUCCUAGUUCCUUCAGUUAAGUUGCUAUGGAUGCUCAGUCGGGAGUUGACUCUUCUUCUUCUUCUUCUCCUUCUUGUUCUUCAUAUUUUCCAGAGAAAGAGAAGGAGUGGGGGGAGAGAGUUGCAGAGAAAGUGUUUGCGCUCUAUCAGUCGCUGCCAAAGAAGGGAAAGCCUCAGGGACGCGAAGUCACCGUAUUGGCCGCUUUUCUCCUCUCCUCUCCCUCUCAAGAUUUGGUAGUGGUCGCAUUAGGGACAGGAACGAAAUGUAUAGGGCGUUCUCGUUUGAGCCAUCGUGGUGACAUUGUCAAUGACUCCCAUGCCGAAAUUAUUGCUCGCAGAGCUUUGUUAAGGUUCUUCUAUGCAGAGAUUCAACUUAUUAAUGACAAUUUAAAUAAGCAAGGACAAAAUGAAACCAGACACUUGCAAGCUGGUGGCCUGGAAAACUCAGUUCUUGAAUUGGAUUUAGAUGGUUCUGGUGAAAUAAAAUAUAAACUCCGAGCAGGGUGGAAAUUACAUCUGUACAUAUCUCAGUUGCCAUGUGGAGAUGCUUCGCUUAGUUUGGCACCAUCUUCAAUUGAUGAACAUGGAGAUGGCUCACAACUUGUUGGCUUGGUUCAGAGGAAGCCAGGUCGUGGUGAUAUGACAUUGUCAGUUAGCUGCUCUGACAAGAUAGCCCGUUGGAAUGUUGUUGGAGUUCAAGGGGCUCUGCUUUCCUACUUUCUUCGACCUAUUUUCCUCUGUUCCAUUACUGUUGGAAAAUCCCCUUGUAGUUCUGAGGAUUUUUGCUUGGAGGAACGAUUGAAAAGAUCCUUAUAUGAUCGAAUUGUACCAUUUUCAAAUGAGCUUAUAAAACCUUUUGAAAUUAACAAGCCAAUAUUUUAUGCAGCCCCAGUACCGGCAAAGGAGUUUCAACAUUCUGAGACUGCUGAAGCCACCUUAACUUGCGGGUACUCUAUAUGUUGGAAUAAGUCUGGUUUGCAUGAAGUCACUCUUGGAACCACUGGAAGAAAGCAAGGCACAUCUGCUAAAGGGGCAGUUUAUGCAUCUACUGAAUCAUCUUUGUGCAAAAAGCGAUUGUUGGAAAUUUUUUUAUCACUGAGGGGGGAAUGCCAAAUCAAAUGUUCAUCCAAUGAGGUUUCUUAUCGAGAACUCAAGGACAGGGCUGGGGAAUAUAACUCAGCUUCAAAACUUUUUAAGGGGAGACGUCCCUUUCACAGUUGGCUAUUGAAACCUUUAAACUUGGAGAAUUUCUCAAUUAUCAGUAACGAGGGCAAUCAUCCCUCCACAACUCAUGUGGUCUUCAAGGGUGAUCCAUUGGUUGGUUGGUUCAUGCUGAUGCUAUAACAUGCCUGAUGCUGAGUCCAUAGAGUUUGGGUUGACCUUAAUUUGAUCCAGAUUAUUGGCCAAAUUGUCAUAUAGACUGAAACUUGGGAGCCCUUUUAUAUGUUGCUCACCGCUUGCUAUUGAGGGCAAAUUUUUAGCAAUAUCCCUUAUUGAAUUUUUAUUUUUCUCGUCCAGUUCUGGAUGAAGUAAACAGUGUCCAGGUGCAUAGGGAAAUGUGCUCUGCGCUCAGUCUUUUGGGGAAAGGCUUCUUCAUGUAUUGGAAAUAGGAAUUGCUUAUCAUAAAAUGCACGGAUGUAGUUGUGUGCUAGCCCAUGAAAUGGAAAGGAGCUGAGCUCCAUCCCUCUACGCUGCCAAAGGAUUCUAACAACCUGGCAACUCCUGUAUGUAUGGAGACUUGCUACUUGAAGUGGCAAAGUUUUGUUGUGGUUCUUGUGAAAAUUUGUCUAAACAUGAAUGAUCCAAAGUCAUGGAGUGCGGAAUUUUGCAUUGAUGUGAGUGAAGGCAACGGCUAAACUCCUGUUUUUCAGCGGUAGUCAAGCUGCUAGAAAUGUUGUCUGUCAACCGGGACGAGGAGGAAAAACGAAGGAUAACACAAGCCCAUUGAUUCUUCACCUACUGUCAGAUAUGUUAUCAGUGGCGCCUGUUAUGCGCUAAAGACGAGCAGGGGGCCUCACAAAAUUGGUAGAAAGAAAAUUUCGUGUUAUUGUGUUUCUUGGGAGCCUAGCAAAAGUUUAUUUGUGCAAAACUAAUGGGCUAUUUCACGAGAUGUGGGAUACGUUUAUAUUCAAAUUUAGAAUUCAAGGAAUUUGCUAGACAA